Oryza sativa Japonica Group (Japanese rice) is the source of this 1313-nucleotide messenger RNA. RefSeq names its product mannose/glucose-specific lectin. Gene Ontology annotation, molecular function: carbohydrate binding. NCBI's taxonomy places the organism in Eukaryota, Viridiplantae, Streptophyta, Magnoliopsida, Poales, Poaceae. The record is from RefSeq and is a predicted model, not a curated record.
CCCAGGCAACAACCCUGUAGAUAUGACACUCGACACAAUGACGAUAGGCUUGCCAGUAAGAGAAGGUGUGAGCAGCGCGAAGCUCACCCUCAUCGUAGCGUGUUUUCUGCUACCGUUUCUUGUCGAGGCUGAAUCGCGGGCACCGGCGCCACUCUCCUUCAGCUUCGACUUCUCCAAUUCAGCCAGCUACCGCCUGGAGGACCUCCUGUUCGAGGGCAACGCAAGCGAGCCCAGCAACAAGCUGGUGGACCUCACCUGCAACGAGUUCGCGGAGACGAUCCACAAGUGCAAGGGGCGGAUGUCGUACGCCCACGCCGUGAAGUUCUACGACGCCACCACGGGCGAGGUGGCCAGCUUCAGCACGCGAUUCACCUUCGCUAUCGCCAUCAGAAGCGACAUCAGCAACCCGACGGACACAAAGGGGGACGGGCUGGCCUUCUUCCUCGCUGCUUACCCAUCAACGAUUCCAUCGAAUUCAGAUGGAGGCAACCUUGGCCUCCUUGCCACCAAUCAUUCGAAGGCCUACGGCACAGACCGGUUCAUCGCCGUCGAGUUCGACACAUACAACAACAUCUGGGACCCCAAUAAGACCUACGACCACAUGGGCGUCGACAUCAGCGCCAUCGAGUCGGCUAACACGACAAGUUUGCCGAGCUACAGCCUGAAUGGCACGAUGACAGCCUCCAUCAGUUUUAACAGCAGCACCCGGAUGCUGCUUGCCAACCUGCAUUUUGAUGAUCAUCCAUCGUUUCAACCGGCCGAGGUCAGUGCGAUUUUGCCGGAUCCGGUCACAUUGCUUCCACAAGAGGUAUCCGUUGGGUUUUCCGCAGCCACCGGCGGCUCUGGCAGUGAGCUCCAUCAGAUACUUUCAUGGUCCUUCAACUCCACUCUUGGUUUGGCCCUCUACUGCUAAUCCACGCAGAGUCCUGGUAGGACGUCACUCAUCGGCUCCAUGGGUCAUAUAUCGGCCCAUCAAACGGCUACCGGCUACGCACUCUGCUUACUGACAUGAAUGCCAGUCACAGGUCACAGCCACGUCAGCCUUUUCCCCUUCGUGGGAGACAAGAUGAGAAAAGUUGUUCAGCAAUUAAUUUCAACAAAAGUCAAGACCUCAACCUUAGGGUAGUCCCUCCCUUCGUAAAAAAAAUCAACCUAGUAGAGAAUGUGAUCUAGAAGAGAAAAAUGUAUGUAUGUUCAAAUUUAUUAUACUGGAAGAGAUGAAGUAGGUCGAUCCUAACUCAUAAAUUAUUGUAUAAAUAUGGAGUUUGUAUAAAACUCAGUGGAUGGUUUAUUCAAAAUAAUUUUUUAUCUAA